GGAAAUACAAAUAUUGCAUUUUAGGCUAUAAACGUACAUUAAAUAUCAAAUAAAGUAAUAUUUUUUAAUGUUCUCUAUAGUUUUGCAAAAACACAAGUGAUUUUAAUGGUUAUAUAAGACAUUCUAUGUUGCAAAAUCAAGUGCAUUAGGGUUAGUUAUUAUGUAUUCACAUUAUUGGCAAAGUUGUGCUUUAUUUACCUUUGCAAAAACUCAGAUACAAUAAUAAUGUUAUAUAACUUGUUUUGAUGUCUAGCUCUCCAAACAUGUUGUAACAAACAGAACUAUGUGUCCCUAUCUAUGGUCCCUAUACUUUCUAAAAAUAAAAACUCUUAAUGACACAAAAAUAACACAUUAGAAAUAACGAAUACUGGAAGGAGAAUAAUGUAAUUUGCUUUAGUAAAAUUAGGAAUUCUUUAAAAAUGUUCACGGUAUUGGCGGCAGAAACCCUGUGUUUUAUUUUGAAGGGUGGGUUUCCUAGGUUUCCGGUUUUAGGUUUAUGCAACGGACCUACAGGACAGACUGUGUUAUCAAACUGAAUCCUGCGGUUGUCAUAGUCAGAUCACGUGUGGACAGAUGAGGGGAAGCUGCUGACAGCAUCAUUUUCAAUGGGAGCACACUGAAAGGUCUUCAGUGUAGAACCUCAGACAUUUCCCAUCAUGCAACUGGAGGCUAAGCUGCGUCUAUGUCAGAGUUGUCUUUGGUGCUACAAGAGCGGGCUGCGUCUGCUCUCCCAGAGCUAUGCUCACAGAAAAGCUGUGAACUACUACGAUCUACUCGACGUCAAAUCUGAUGCCUCCUUGGAGGAAAUAAAAAAUUCAUUUUUCAACAAAUCUAAAAAGCUGCACCCAGACAGCGACCUCUCCAACCCGGCGCUGCACGGCCAGUUUGUGGAGCUGAACGAAGCGUACCGAGUGCUGAGCAAAGGGCCGAGCAGGAAGGAGUAUGACUUCAAAAUCAGGCAUACGUACAGUGGAGGCCAGGCCUUCAGAUCCACUGCCAGCUACACCAGCUACAGAGCCAGUGCGGAACAGCAGGAUAAUUCUCGUUACUGGAACCAGUUCCGUCAGACUCGAGCACAGGAGACGCCGGGAGAGGAGUGGCAGAAGAGGAGGAGGAGGAACUUCCAGCUGGUGGGAUACUGCUUCCUCACCAUGCUGCUUGGCAUCGGAGUCCACCUGAUCUUCUUCAGGAAACUGGAACAAAUUCACAAUACCUUCAUGGACGAGAAAGAUCGAGUCAUCAACGACAUUUACAAUGAAUCCAAAGAGAGGGCCAAGGUCAACGGAUUCAAAAAACAGUCUGAAAUCCUGCGACAGAGACAUGCUGAGUUUCUGGAGAAAUUAAAAAUCAGUAAAGGUGGAGAGGACAAGUAGGAGAGUCUCCAGCGGUGCUCUGUGGUGAUGAUGAUGAUGCCAGCAGGUGGUAGGCAGCGGCAGACUGGAUGCGGUGCUUCUUUUAGGAUUUUUAAAUUGUUUCUCUGCGUUUGUCCUCAGUUGUGAUGCUGAGGGCUUGAAGAGACACAGAUCAUGGGGUGUGAUGUGGUAGAGUUUAAUCUGGUCAUUCAGGUGUUUUUUUCCCCCCGAGGCUGAGCUGCACAUCGGACUGGAACGGCCCGUUGAACAUGUUAUACCUCAGUCAGUAAACAGGGGCCAGUCUGUACACAAACCUCUCUCAUGUUUGUCCAAAGGAACUCUAAUGUACACUGAAUGAACUCUCAGGAACAUAGUAUUUAUUAUCCUUCUUAUUGGUGUGUUAGUGGGGCUCACAGAUAACGGCAAAUUAAAUCAGAUAUGAGCGGUUGCUAAGACUAUAGUGGAAAUCACUGAAAAGUUAUCUGAAUAAUUUGUGUGUGAAAUAGGCCUAACAUAUAAUGCAAAUGUGUUAUUUGCUGAAAGAUUGUCCCAUUCAGGAACGUGCACAGACAUUUGGAGGGGCUAUUGCUCUAAACUGGAAAAAGGGCCUCCCCCUGAAAAAAAACACAAGACCUUUAGAACAUUGUAACUUGUUUUUAAUGUAAAAGAAACCAAACGAUUAUUACAUCAACUAAAUUGAACAGUAAAUCACAUCUCAUAACAAAAUAAGCUAAGGCGACUACUUGCAUUCUGUGACUUGAUUAAAAAAAAUACUGGUUUGUCCCUUAUACCCUAACUGCCAUGAGACAACUCAAAAUCAAGUUUCCAAAAUCUGACACUGAGGUGGUCUUAACGCACCGGCAGAUGACAGCGCUGACAAAGUGUGUUUCCCGCAGCAAGACGCUACAAUACUAAUUGUGGGCUUAUCAUGUUGAUUCGGCCAAAAAAGAAAAACAAACUCUCGCUCUCUCCAGAGGGGCAGGUCAGCCAAAAAGGCCAAACGGGCCGUUGCCCGGGCAACAUUAGCCCGUACCUGUGCACGUCCCUGGUCCCAUUGAUUGAAAUCAUAAAUUGUUUAGCACAUGAGGACGCUCCAUAAUGUUCUCUUAGGUUUGAUGGGACAGUUCGGGGGGGUUGUUGUGAGGAGCAUGAAGUGUACAAAGUCAAACAAUUGUGGUUUGUCAAGGAACAUGGUUUAAAUAUGCCAAAUGUCUGUUGGUUCUUUAUCAUCACAGUCAUACUCCUCAUUUUUCUCUUGCCCGACCCUGUGUGUUACUGCAGAAAUGCAACACCACGCAUCAUAAAAAGAUCCUCCAUUUGUUAGAAAUGGAGUCGGAUCGCUAUUAUGAUUUGAAACCAGGGAGAACAAGUCUUUUACAUUUGUUCAACUAUUGUUGUAAUGCGACUUUAAAACUGCCACUUUUAAAGGGAAAGCAAGUCACAGGAUAUUUCAUCAUUAACCACUUUUCCUUACAGUUUUAAAUAUUAGAGAUUGUUUUUUCUGUUUUAGUCUGCCUUACAUAUUCCCUGAAGGGAUGUCAGAGGGAAAUUAUUAAAAUACUUUUUCUCAUCAAUCAUUA
This is a messenger RNA of Gymnodraco acuticeps, 2932 nucleotides long. It is a transcript of the gene dnajc4, whose product is annotated as DnaJ (Hsp40) homolog, subfamily C, member 4. Bases 657 to 1373 code for a protein of 238 amino acids. The transcript has 8 exons. The record is from RefSeq and is a predicted model, not a curated record. Lineage: Eukaryota; Metazoa; Chordata; Actinopteri; Perciformes; Bathydraconidae.